AUGUCGUCCCCCUCCAAGGGGGAGAGCUGCGGAAUCUCCAUGCUCAACCUUCUGAAGACCCUGAGCCAGAGCAUCGCCCCCUCCAUGGCCGACAUGUGGGAGCUGGAGAUCCCGCAGCUGGUCAAAACACACCGAGUUUACCUGGAACCAGAAGCUGUGGGAGAACAGGCUGAUUCAGUUUCUGAGAAACUCCCUCAAGAUGCCUCGGGGUUCCCGCUGGAGCCUGCGUCUGAGCAAAGAGCUGAACAACCAGAUCGAGAGCUUCAACAGCCCCUCCCUGGAGAAGGAUUGUGUUUCUAUUAUGCUGCGACUUGCUGUACCGUGAGACCGCCACUCUUCUGUUUCCUGCUGAGCUCAAGGCCAGAAGCUAAUGCACAAAAAUCCACGGGAAAGACGCUCAUAAACAAAAUAUACAGCGCACACCUGGCUUCGUGCAGGACACGCUGA
This is a messenger RNA of Rangifer tarandus platyrhynchus (Svalbard reindeer), 447 nucleotides long. Lineage: Eukaryota; Metazoa; Chordata; Mammalia; Artiodactyla; Cervidae. The record is from the annotation of a GenBank genome assembly.